UGGUUCUUCAUCCAGGUUCAUCCUCACGAGCAGCAUCUCAGCAUGCACUCCUACUAGUUAUUUUAGUGCUAGUUAAUCUUCUUGAUAUGAAGGUGAAGCGCAAGCUUUUGGCCGCGUUGAGCUCGGUCGUCGACCGAGCAAUCGGGCCUCGGGCCAUGGCCGGCGACCGGAGCAUCCUCGCCGAGAUCGAGGCCGCCUUGGCCCGGUGCACCAAAGGCGGCAAGCACGACGCCGGCGAGGAGCGGGUGCACGAGAUCCUCUUCCUCGUCUCCAACGCACCCGGGUCCAUCAAUUUCCUCUCCCGGAGGCUCUCCGCGCGCCUAGAGGCCGCCGGCGGGGGGAAGGAUGAUGCGGCGGCGCUCAAGGCGCUGCUGCUGCUCCACCGUCUGCUCCGCGGCGGCGACAGGCACUUCGAGCAGGACCUGCGCGGGAUGUGGGCUUGCGGCGAGCUCAGGGUAGACCUCGCCGCCGCCCGGUGUGCGGCGGAGAGAAAUGGGUUCCUCCUCGGCUAUGCGGCGUUCCUCAAGGAGAGGAUCGGGUGGGCGAUCAAUCAAGCAGGCGGGUUGCGACCGGCGAAGAUACCUUCGGCUGCAGCGGCGUCGCCAGAGUGGGCCUUGUACAGCCUGCGCAAGUGUCAAACUUUUCUCGACCGGGCGAUGGAUUGCCUGCCGGAGAACGCGUCGGCAGCGAGCCCAGCCAUGCAGUCGGCGUUCAACAUUGUGGUGAGGGAGAGCAUCAGGGUGUACGAGAGCUUCUCCGACGAUGUGGAAGCGGUGAUCGCCGCCUACCCGGAGCUUGACGAGCCAUCGAAGAGAUCGACGGUGGCGAUCAUGCGCAAGGCGUGCGCGCAAACGCCGAGCCUCCGUGAUUUCUACGAGAGCUACAAGAGGAGAGAGGUCGACGUGAUUGGGAAGAGCAACUUGGACUACCCGUACGUUCGGAUCGUCAUGGCGGCGGAGGUGGCCUCGUUGGAACAGAGGAGUCGAGCUCCAACGUUGUCUAGAGGAGGAGGGAACAGAGGAAGCAGCGGAGACAAGGAGGACUCCUGGGGCGCCCCAUUUUGGAAGAAGUUGGAGACGACGAUAAGCAUGGUGUGGGUGGAGUUCGAUGAAGAAGGAGGAGGAGGACUGGAGGAGGCUCUCUAG
Messenger RNA from Zingiber officinale, 1145 nucleotides. Its product is annotated as putative clathrin assembly protein At1g33340. Gene Ontology annotation, cellular component: clathrin-coated pit; clathrin-coated vesicle. Bases 87 to 1145 code for a protein of 352 amino acids. Gene Ontology annotation, biological process: clathrin coat assembly; vesicle budding from membrane; clathrin-dependent endocytosis. The transcript has a single exon. The record is from RefSeq and is a predicted model, not a curated record. Lineage: Eukaryota; Viridiplantae; Streptophyta; Magnoliopsida; Zingiberales; Zingiberaceae. Gene Ontology annotation, molecular function: phosphatidylinositol-4,5-bisphosphate binding; clathrin heavy chain binding; 1-phosphatidylinositol binding.